AUGGAUAACUUCACAAAUGGGCAGCCAGGCCCAGGUCAGAGGAACAGGUUGAUGGGAUUGCUAGAAACAGAUGACAGUACCCCAGAAGAUAGACCUGCAUCUAGUAAAAAGGAAGAAAGAUCAGCACCUGGAAAGAGAGAACAACGCCCCUUGGAGACACCAUAUCAGAAAGAAAGCAGUAACUUUCCUCCUAAAGUCAAGAUUAAUCUGAACUAUCGGCCAGGACUUGUUAGCAACCAAAAGGACCCAAAUCGCUUCGACAGAGACAGGCUCUUCAGUGCAGUCUCAAGGGGCAGCCCCGAGGCACUGGAUGGUUUACUUGAGUAUUUAAGGAGGACCUCCAAAUUUCUCACGGAUUCUGAAUACACAGAUGCAAAUACUGGGAAGACCUGCUUAAUGAAAGCUCUAUUGAACUUAAAAAAUGGAAAGAAUGACACUAUCCCACGUCUGCUGGAAAUAGACCAAAAUACACACAAUCCUAGGCCACUUGUCAAUGUGGCAUGCUCUGACUGUUACUACAGAGGUAAGAGUUCUGUCCAUAUUGCCAUAGAGAAAAGGAGCCUAGAUUUAGUGAAGCUUCUAGUAGAGAAUGGAGCUGAUGUCCAUGCCAGAGCCCAUGGUGAAUUCUUCAAGAAGAAGAAAGAAGGAGUUUACUUUUAUUUUGGUGAACUUCCCCUCUCCUUGGCUGCUUGUACCAACCAGCUUGAGGUUGUGGAAUAUCUUCUAAACAAUCCUCACCAGAAAGCCAGGCUCCAGGAGCAGGACACGCAGGGCAACACAGUCCUCCAUGCCCUGGUGAUGAUUGCAGAUGACACUGAGGAGAACACCAAGUUUGUGAGCACAACAUACAUUGAGAUCUUGAAGGCAGGUGUGAAGGUUGACCCAACGUGGAAGCUGGAGGAGAUAGUGAAUUAUGAUGGAUUAAAUCCUCUGCAGCUUGCUGCCAAGACAGGCAAAGUGGAGAUCUUCAAGCACAUCAUCCAAAGAGAGAUCAAAGAUCCGGUGUACAGGCAUCUGUCACGCAAGUUCACUGAAUGGACCUAUGGGCCUAUCCAUGUGUGUCUCUAUGACUUGUCCUCUAUAGACAGCUUUGAGGAGAACUCUGUGCUGGAGAUUCUGGCAUACAGCAGUGACACACCGAAUCGGUACAAGAUGGUAGUUUUGGAGCCACUGAACAAACUGCUUCAACAAAAAUGGGAAACAUUUGCUUCCAAGAGAUUCUACUUCAGUUUUGUCUCAUACUUGUCAUUCAUGAUCAUCUUUACAGCCAUUGCGUACUAUCAACCCUUACGGGUAAAGCCUUCAUUUCCAGUGGAGUUUACGGCUGGAGGCUUCCUGUGGGUCUCUGGACUGAUCAUUAUCUUGCUAGGAGGCAUUUAUCUAAUCUUUGCUCAGAGUCUGUACUUGCGGAGGAGACGCCAGUCCCUGAAGACUAUGUGUUCUGACAGCUGCAUUGAGAUCUUGAUCUUCAUCCAGGCUUUCUCAUUGCUGCUGUCAGCAGUCCUAUAUGGUGCAAGUUCAGAAAACUAUGUGGCAGUGAUGGUGUUCUCCCUGCUUCUGGGAUGGGUGAACAUGCUGUACUACACUCGGGGCUUUCAGCGCACUGGGAUCUACAGUGUCAUGAUCCAGAAGACUAUCUUGAGAGAUCUGCUGCGUUUCCUCUUGGUUUAUAUGAUCUUCCUCUUUGGCUUUGCUGCAGCUCUGGUUACACUGAUGGGGGAUGCUCCUUCGGUUUCUCAGAACAAGUCUCUUGCUCAUUUGGAGGGCACUGGGAACCAUGCUAUGUACGGUGGGCUGCUUAGUGUCUCUCUGGAGCUCUUCAAGAUCACCAUUGGGAUGGGAGACCUGGAUUUUCAGGAACAUGCCAGAUUCAGAUACUUUGUCAUGCUCCUACUGCUUCUCUUUGUGAUUCUCACUUACGUUCUUCUGCUCAACAUGCUGAUUGCACUCAUGAGUGAGACUGUCACAGAUAUUUCUGGUUACAGCAAAAGCGUCUGGAAGCUGCAGAGGGCUAUUGCUAUUCUAGAGAUAGAGAAGGCCUGGCUGUGGCGCCAAGGUGGGAAGAGGAGAUCUGGCUGCUUCAUGUCGGUGGGCCUUAAUAAGAAAGAUGAGAGGUGGUGCUUCAGAGUAGAGGAAAUUAAAUGGACUGAUUGGGCAAAGGAUGUGGGAGUUCUUAAGGAAGACCCUGGCAACACCAAUGAUUCAGAAAUAAACCCAGAAGAGACAAGAUCAUGGAAACGGAUGCCACAGAAACAACUGAGACCAGCUGGUUCAGAGGAGCAGUCACUAUUGCAGCCCCAGAUGUCAGCAACUGAGAUGAUGCCUCUAGAGGGACAAACCAAGAAUCCUUAGGAGGUUUUCUGGAUUGCAACCUUGCUUCCACCUUCAAAGGAGCAGUUCUUCCUCUAGCACCUGGAAAAAUUGAAGGCAUUGUCAGUAUUAAAGUGCAUUUCGUUGAAGACUGUGGUUCAGCCUGUGGCUUUAAAUAUUUUCAUGCACUUUAAUCAUUAAUUUCGUCUGAAGAUACUAUUUUUACUCAACUUUCUUUGCCUGAUGCUUUCUUAUUACUUAUGUCUAAAGGUGCAAGAGCAAGAUCAUAGGGGCAGUGGGAGUGGUCUUUGGGAGGCAGUGCUUUCUGAGCUGUAUAGAAAUA
Nestor notabilis (Kea) is the source of this 2653-nucleotide messenger RNA. RefSeq names its product transient receptor potential cation channel, subfamily V, member 2 (gene TRPV2). Lineage: Eukaryota; Metazoa; Chordata; Aves; Psittaciformes; Psittacidae. The record is from RefSeq and is a predicted model, not a curated record. Gene Ontology annotation, molecular function: protein binding; calcium channel activity. Gene Ontology annotation, biological process: calcium ion import across plasma membrane. Gene Ontology annotation, cellular component: membrane. The transcript has 15 exons. Bases 1 to 2352 code for a protein of 783 amino acids.